GAGGGCAGUGGUUGGUGGUUUAGAGAAAAGGAGGCAGCAUGAAAAAAAACAGACAGAGCAUGGAAAAGAGAAGCAUGGAGGGGAGAACGUGAGGGGGUGUUGGAGGAGGAGGAGGAGAGUCUGAGAAACAACUUAAAACAGUGAGAACUCCAGCCUGCCAUGAGCACACGGAGAGAGCAGCCACAGUGGGAACAACAGACAGAGAGAGUAAAGACCACACUCAUCCAUCAGCAUUAAACAGACAUGGCAUCAUUACCCAAAAACCAGGCUGCACUUCUCCUUUUUGCCUCGCUUGUCAUCCACUUCCACCUCUUCAUUCAUGCUGCCUCUACGUCUCCACCCGUCACUCACAAACGGACCAUAAUCAUGACUGCCUUUGGCUCAGAUGAUGACUACGAUGAGGACGACUACGGCAUCCACAGCCCUCCCCCUAAGGUGUUUGCCUCUGUGAAGACUCCCCUUCUCCGCUCAAAACCCAUGCUCUGCGUGUACAACCCCUGCUUGGAGAAACAGGACCCCUGUGAACGUCUCUCUGCAGAAACUGGCUGCCUCUGCCCCGGCAUGAGUGGAUCCGAUGAGCCUCCUCAUCCACCACGCAUCCAAGCUCUGACGGCAGUCAGUGAAGGGAAUAACAUCGGGAAGAUAGAGGUGCAGUGGUGUGCUCCAUCUUCUGUGGUGACGUCUUACAAAGUGGUGGUAGAGGGAGCAAGCACUGAUGCUGUGGAGUACGGGAAUGAUUCACGAAGAGGUUAUCUGGGAUCUUUGGAGGUUGGUACGAGAGUGUGUGUGGAAGCAGUGAACAGUGCAGGACUCAGCGGUUCGUCAGAGUUCUCCUGCAAGCGAUAUGAGCACACCGCAUCUUCUGGUCAUAACCUGCUGGUCUGGGUCAUCGUAGGAGGAGUUGCCCUCCUUUUGCUUCUCGUCAUAACAUCUGUGAUUCUGUGGAGAUAUCAAAUGUGUCAGAGGGCAAAGAGACACUCAGCUGAUGGACUAGGGAACCCCUCUUACAGUACUGAGCGAACACUGUGAUGCAGAGCAGUGGAGUAAGGGCGGUUCAAACACAGAACGAGCUGCUUGGUCUGUGACGAAGAGCAGCUGUCUGAUCAGGAACAAAACACCAACAGUUUUUGAGCGCUUUGUUUAAUUGAUUAUAGAAUAAAAUAAGAUGUUAAAACUCCUGUUUCAAGGAGUCAGUACACAUAAUCAAACAAAGUGCAGCAACUCAUUGAAUAAUAUUAACAAACUUUGUAAUAUGUUAUUUGGGAUUUUGAACUACGGGUUUGUUUGCUGGCGAAUUAACCUUUUUUAUCUUUUUUUUUUAAUUCUGUCACUGCUCAAUAUACUUGUACAUAUUCAUUUUUAGGAUUUAACUACAGAAUCAUGUUUUCUCAAAAAGUAAAUAAAAUUACAAUAAUUUUGUAAUAGAAAAUGCAUAUAUUUUUAGUUGUAAUAAAGUAAAUUAAAACC
This is a messenger RNA of Cololabis saira (Pacific saury), 1467 nucleotides long. Its product is annotated as leucine-rich repeat neuronal protein 4. The transcript has 2 exons. Gene Ontology annotation, molecular function: protein binding. NCBI's taxonomy places the organism in Eukaryota, Metazoa, Chordata, Actinopteri, Beloniformes, Belonidae. Bases 244 to 1029 code for a protein of 261 amino acids. The record is from RefSeq and is a predicted model, not a curated record.